Trichoderma virens Gv29-8 is the source of this 1152-nucleotide messenger RNA. RefSeq lists its product as uncharacterized. NCBI's taxonomy places the organism in Eukaryota, Fungi, Ascomycota, Sordariomycetes, Hypocreales, Hypocreaceae. The transcript has 2 exons. The record is from RefSeq and is a predicted model, not a curated record. The coding region runs from base 1 to 1152 and encodes 383 amino acids.
AUGUCGAACGACGAGAUUCUUACAGACGACUAUGUCGCCGGUCUUCUGGCCAAAGAGGCUAGCGACUGCUCGAUCAAGUACUCUGCAAUGGGAAUGGAAGCUUUCAACACGAAAUCUAAGCCGUCCAACGUGCCGAAGCCGAAUACGAGGUUUCUGAGAAAUAUCAUCAGGGAUACGGACACACACAACAAGGCGCUACUGGCCAAGGAGGCCGCCGAGUCCAAGGCGAGGCUCAAGGAUUUGGAGCGCGCCGAGGAAGCCAAGCGACGAAAGUCAAACCCAACGGCCGGAGAUGUACGGAGACGACAGCUGGGAAAUAUUCAGUCAAUUCUGGGUGGAUCAAGGCAGAAACGAGAUGACAACGUAAAGCCAGCCGACGACGAAAAAUCGAGGAAUAAGAGCGACAGCGACCGCCAUUCGCGCCGGGCGUCGCGCCGAGAAAGAGACGACGGCACUGAUCGCCGCAAGUCGAGGAAAGACUACGGUCGAUUAUCGCGAAGCCCUGAGGGAGACGAGCGAAGGAGUCAUCGCGAAGAUCAGCCACGGACCUCACGUAGGAAGCAUCGCGAUGGCUCUUCCGAGGAUAAACAUCGACAUACCCGUGACCGUGACCGCCAGAGAGAUCGGUCUAGGUCGCCUCGCCGUCGACGACGUUCUCGGUCUCCUCAGACUAAUAGAAGCAAACAUCGGAGUCGCUCUCCCUUGGCUACAGAGAAGCAAACCUCUCGAGACUUACAUCUCAAAAACGACGAAGACGAAUCAGACCCCCUAGACGAAUUUAUAGGGCCUGCUCCGCCUCCAAAGUACCGCGGCCGGGGAACAGUUGCCGGAACAGCUAGCUUGGAUCGGCGAUUUUCUGAUUCGUACGAUCCAAGCACCGAUGUACUCCCGGAGAAUGAGGAGGAAGACUGGGACGAUGCAGUGGAAGCGUUUAGGGAUCGCCAGAAGCUACGUCGAGUGCAAGAUGAGCGGAUGAAGGCCGCUGGGUUUGCAGAUCACCAGAUUCAGCAGAUCAACAACAACCAACGAGAAAAAACGGAGGAGGACGUCGUAUGGUCCAAGGCCGGCGAGGAGAGGGCAUGGGACCGCGGGAAGAGAGAGGACAGCGAUGGCGAUAUUGUCUUGCAAGGCAUUUUAUCAGAGGAGUUGUGA